Messenger RNA from Stylophora pistillata, 1547 nucleotides. RefSeq lists its product as uncharacterized. The record is from RefSeq and is a predicted model, not a curated record. Lineage: Eukaryota; Metazoa; Cnidaria; Anthozoa; Scleractinia; Pocilloporidae.
UGGGUAUUUCCCACUGCAUGCUCAAUAUGCAGCCGUAGAAACCAGUCUUACUUGAUAGAAACUAAAGAAAUCUGUGGCAAUAACUGAAGUAUUUGGGGUAUUAAUUUUCUCAGUUGACCGCGUGACUGUGGGGACUCCCCCUAUGUCAAUUUGCAUGUUAAACUUCCUCAAAUGUUCGUAUAUAAGAAGAACUUAUGUUGCAAUUCGCAACUGGCGGCGAAAGAACCCAAGAUUAUCAGAGCACGUCUAUAAGGAAAACUUUAAAACGCAAAUAUGGUUCAGGUAACAGUGAUUCAGUCCUGCUAUCGUAUGAUCAAACAGGAACACAAUCCUGACCGAGGGGGAAACCUCAUGAUGGCAGUUUUGCCUCAGACCGAAACUCAACAUGGUCUUCAAAUCGCAAUAAAGUUUAUUGGAAGCCAUAGGAGUGCUCAAACAGAUUUUAAAAUUGACCGUCCUAAACCUGGAGCAAAUACCUUUAGUAUUGAGUUACAUGACAACCUUUACUACUUGUGUGCAGAAAGGGACAAAGUGUUUCUACAGAAACUGGUUGCCCAACAACCCAAAGAUGAAAAGUACUUGUUUGAAGUUAAAUAUGUAAAUGAAAGUAGUGGUUACAUGUCUAUGAAAUCAAAAAAUACUGGGAAGUACCUUGCUAGUGAUGACAGUGGAAAAGCAUUUAUGGAGGAAGUCAAGCAUUCUUCAUUGUUUGAUGGGCAGCCAAUGGACAGAAGAACAUGGUUUAAUCUGGUCUUUGUGGAAACAGUGAAAAGAGAAAGAGAAAGUACAUUACAUAGUUGUAACUUCAAUGACACAAGUCUUGAAUAUUCAGUCAGGUAUCAAACUCAAGUAAAAGCCUGUUAGGUGUUACUAUUAAGUAACAAUGUGAAAAUUAUAAUUUACAAGAAUAAGAUAGGAGAAUUUUAAAAUUUUUUCAAUUUUGGAACUUUUUUUGUUCCAGGAGUUCAAAGAUACUGAUUUAGUUUUUUGAGCAGUGUAUAUUUACUUAUUUUGUGGUUUACACUUUUGAUAAGUUUUUGACAUUUUGAGAUGUAAUGAAGAAAAAAUUAGCUCAAGCUUUUUUUACUGUUGAAACAGUCCAGAAUAAGUGUCAAGACUAAUUACAAUAAAAUAAUACAGUAAUUAUUUCAUAAAGCUUAAUAGUUAAGAGGCCUAUUCAUACUUAAAAGUAUUACUUAAUGUUUGCUAACAAAACAACUUAAAAUGUUGUAACAUAAAUGGUAACUGGUACUUUACCCAGAAUAUAUGUUUUACUCUGAGUAUAUUUAAUUUAUAUCAUAAUCACUUUUGUACAACAAAAUUUUUGUUGUGUACUCAUUUAAAUACACUCACUAGUGUGUAUGUUGUUAUUUACAAUGAUUUCAGAAUAAAAUAAUUCCAAUCUAGGUUUUUUUGAUAGUUUGUUAAAGGACUUGAAUGUAUUUCAAACUUCACUUUGAACUGUAGAAUCUUUACAAGCCCAUGCAAGUAGCAUAGAAUGCAGUCUUGGAUGUUGUUUAAUAAAAAAAAAAGUAAUUACCAGGCCA